UUACCAGUCUAGAUAUCAAGGAAACCAGUGAGUACAUUCUUCUUUUAUGUUAUAAUAAUCUAAAGUAUAAGUAAAAUGUGUUACAUUAUAUAGUAAGUUUUCUAAAAUUAUAUCGGUAAAAUCAUUUCACAUUUAAAACUAUAACUUGAGUUAAUAUUUCAUGGGUUUGACAAAACAUACAUCAAACUUUGCACCCACCCAUCCUUGCAUACAACAAUUCAUCAAUCAUUUCAUUCAUCCACACAUCCAUUCAUUUAUUCCCCCAUCCAUACACUCGUCUAUAGAGCCGUUACUCAUCCAUCCAUGAAUCCACCUUUCAAAACAUCCAUCCAUCCAUCAAUCAGCUCCUAUUUAAACCCAUCCACCAUUACAAAAUUUCACUCGUUCACUAUUUAAAAACUCAUUUCAGCUGUUUUUAUUAGCACAACACCAAGUACUACAGGUGAGCAAUCAGUUUUUUUUAUAUUUUAUUUCUGUCUUUCAUUGAUCUUUAACUGUUUUCCACACACUAUCUUGCCAUCCGCUGUAACACUACUUUUAUUUUACUGAGUUUGUAUUCACUUUGUAAUGCACGUGUCUUAUGAAUAUUAACUUUACUGUUGCUAAUGCAUUCUCCACUUUUCUGUCAUUUCCUCUCUUUCCGUGCAACGUUCGACCUUUAUACGUGUAUGCAUUUUAUUUAAAAACAUGUUUUUCAUUAAAUUUUCAAAAAUAAAAUUUGAUUUCAACUCUUUCAGAAAAUGCAGUUACUGGUAGACAUAAUUAAAUAUUAUUUGAGGUCUUCUUUAAAGAACAAAAACAUUCUAAUUGACAAUUGUUGGUGCAGUUUUAUAAUGCUAAAUAUUAAGCAUACAAUAGAAAAUUUUAACAUAUUUUUAUUUACAUAUAUUUCCUUAAUUUAAAACCAAUGUGUGCUGUACACUCCUAUAGAAAAUCAAGUUAUUUAUAACCAAUUAUUUUUUUUUCAAUAAACUUUGUUUUACUAGAUUUUUAAAACAAAAUACUUUUCAAAAUUUUUUAUUAAACAGUUUUCUCAAGGAAAGGGAUAUUUUUUAAAAAAAAUAUUUCUACUUUUGUAAGAUAUGUUUUUUUUUCUGUUCUCCUUUUAUAAAACAUUAAUAUUACACUUACGCACAAACAAAAUGAAACUUAUUUAAGAUGUAUUAAAAAUAAUUUAUUAUUAAAAAAAAUCAAAAACAGAAUAAUUCUAAAGUAUUUGUUCAAAUUAUUGUUUGAAUUGAACGUUGCAGUUAUUGUGAUUAUUUAGAAUGUUGUUUGAGAAAAGUUUGUGGAGUUUUUUUUUGUAAUUAAUUAUUUUUAAUUUCAGACGCCACGACUGUUUUCUGUCCGGGGAAGGCUGACAUCGUUUUUGUGGUCGACGCCUCUGGAAGUAUCGGGGAGACCAACUUCCAAAUAGUCUUGUCAUUUGUUACAAAUAUAACAGCUGUUCUAACCAGCGAGGGGCAGAGUGACGUCAGAUUUGGAAUGGUCGUCUACAGUGAAAGAGUGACAGAGGUGUUUAACUUGAACACAUUCAACACUAUUCAGGAGAUACAAAAGGUCAGGAGAACGCGACAGUGCUGGAGUUGUAAAAGUAGACAUGAAUGAAGUAAUUUAUUGUAUAUAAUUUUUUUUUUUAAAUAGGAGUUAAUAUAUUUUCAAUUACUUCCAAAUCAAAAUAAAUAUUUUAUAGCCUUCCAAUAACGCAACACUGCAAUUAUAUUAAUUCGACUAUCCCUACCUGGAUAAGUAUUCCAUCAUUUUGAAACAAUUUUGUUUGGAAGAUUGUUUAUUGUGAAAAUGUUGUACAUCUAUGUUUAGGGGAAUGGUUAAUUUUUAAAAUUAUAUUUUAAUACAUUAAUAGUAUAGGGAAGACAACGCUUUGUUGUCAUGAGAAGUUUUUAAGACAACGAAAAGUUUUAAAAAAUAGAUUUAGUCAAAUAUUAUGAAUGUGUUGGGGGGGGGGGAAAAUUCCCUUGGGCCCCCGGGGGGGGGGGGGGGCAAGGGGGCACUUGCCCCCCCCCCGGAUUGAUUGGAUAAAAAAAAAAAGACAAAAUUAGACACAAAAUUUAUUAAAGUAAAGAGAAAAUAAAGAGAAAGUAACUAAGCUGAUGUCCUGUCCAUUCGUUCACCAUACAAAUACGCUACAGAACAUUAAAACUACAUUAAAACUACAUUAAAACAUUACUAAAAAAUUCCCCCCCCCUGGAAAGUUAAUCGAUUUUUGUCCCCCCCCCCCCCUUAGAAAGUUUUCUGCGGGCGCCCUUGAAUAUAGCUAUAUAAAAACUCCAUGAAAAUAGCUUUCCAGUUAAAAAUUAAAAAUAAAACCCACAUAUGAGUAUUCCUUAAAUCUCCUCCCAGCAUGAGUUUCAGGCCUCUCUUCAUUUCGAAAGUGUGUUGCUCCUCACCUUGCUGGCUCACCAAAACAUAACCUUGUUAAAGCAAUUACGUUCUCACUUUCAUUUCAUUGAAACUCAUCUUAAGUGCAGUAAAGUGAUUUAUUUCCUUGUUAACGCCUUGUGUUCUACACUAACUAUCUCUCAGGCCAUCGCCACCGCUCCGUACUUCGCGAGCUUCACGAGAACAGACAAAGGAUUAGACCUGGCUCGUGAAAUGUUGACCAGUGAAGGACGGGUCAAUGCCUCACAUAUAGUUAUACUACUGACCGAUGGAAUAUCUACUGCUCGUGACAAGAGUGAGUCAAGUAUCCCAAGGAAUUAAACUGUUAUGGUUCAUUUUGGCAAAUUUGAAAUGUUCAUUUUUACAACUUUGAAUGGUUCAAUUUGGAAACAUUAAAUGGUUCAUUAUGACAGAUUAAUAAGACACGAACAAAUUGUGUCAAUAGAACAUUAUAAGUUACGCUUUAAAAAUAAUUAUAUAUAAUACACAAUUAAACGUUUCGGCACAUGCCUCCAUCAGUACAAACAAACAAAACACAUUUAAAUAAGAAUAAAUUAAAUUUACAUAAUAUCAAUCUACAUAUCCUACCUAAAACAGAAAAAAUAUAGGAGAGUGCACUGCGCUAAAACCAGACAAAACCAAAGUAAAGAGGAGUAGAAAGGAAGUGAUUUUAGCAUAAUUGUAAAAACCAAACAAUGAAAAAGACAUGGCAGCUAAGUAAAAUUGUGGAUUUGGUUCAUUCCAUAUGGAGACAACGUACCAAAUCUAGUUAUUAAUUUGCUCUCCAUAUAGAUUCUAUCUGCAGUGUUACUAGUAUAGAGUAUACCAGUAACUGCAAUGUCUGAGAUACCAUCAUGGUUAGGGCUAUUGAAAUGUUUGGAGACCGGGCGGAGAGCGUGUUUAUUUAUGUUACAGAGGUGCUCUCUGAAACGGUCCCCAAGGCAACGACCUGUCUCUCCUAUGUAUAGUUUACCGCACUUUUUUGCAAAUGAUGGUGUAAAUCACGUUGCGACUUGUGCAGGUAAAGCCAUCUUUUAUUUUGCAAAUGAUGGUGUAAAUCACGUUGCGACUUGUGCAGGUAAAGCCAUCUUUUAUUUUGCAAAUGAUGGUGUAAAUCACGUUGCGACUUGUGCAGGUAAAGCCAUCUUUUAUUUUGCAAAUGAUGGUGUAAAUCACGUUGUGACUUGUGCAGGUAAAGCCAUCUUUUAUUUUGCAAAUGCUGGUGUAAAUCACGUUGUGACUUGUGCAGGUAAAGCCAUCUUUUAUUUUGCAAAUGAUGGUGUAAAUCACGUUGUGACUUGUGCAGGUAAAGCCAUCUUUUAUUUUGCAAAGAUGGUGUAAAUCAAGUUGCGACUUGUGCAGGUAAAGCCAUCUUUUAUUUUGCAAAUGAUGGUGUAAAUAACGUUGCGACUUGUGCAGGUAAACUCAUCUUUUAUUUUGCAAAUGAUGGUGUAAAUCACGUUGUGACUUGUGCAGGUAAAGCCAUCUUUUAUUUUGCAAAUGAUGGUGUAAAUCACGUUGCGACUUGUGCAGGUAAAGCCAUCUUUUAUUUUGCAAAUGAUGGUGUAAAUCACGUUGUGACUUGUGCAGGUAAAGCCAUUAAAGCCAUCUUUUAUUUUGCAAAUGAUGGUGUAAAUCACGUUGUGACUUGUGCAGGUAAAGCCAUCUUUUAUUUUGCAAAUGAUGGUGUAAAUCACGUUGCGACUUGUGCAGGUAAAGCCAUCUUUUGUUUUGCAAAUGAUGGUGUAAAUCGCGUUGCGACUUGUGCAGGUAAAGCCAUCUUUUAUUUUGCAAAUGAUGGUGUAAAUCACGUUGCAACUUGUGCAGGUAAAGCCAUCUUUUAUUUUGCAAAUGAUUGUUUGUACUGAUGAAGGCAUGUGCCGAAACGUUUAAUUGUGUAUUAUGCAUAAUUAUUAUUAAAGCGUAACUUAUAUUGUUCUAUUGACACAAUUUGUUCGUGUCUUAUCAAUCUAUUUUAAAGCUUUAUCGCAGUCCAACACUUUUCAUUUUGACAAUUUUGAAUGGUUCAUUUUGGCAACUUUAAAUGUUUCAUUUUUUGCAAUUUGAAAAUGCUUACGUAACAUAAAUUGUUUGAUCUCUUCCGUUAAUAGAAUAUUAUUUGAUAAUUUAAAGAAUCCUUUUCCCUUUAUUUUGAACCAAACAAACGAAUUUGAAAUUUAAACAAUGCUGGCUAAACGUCUGGUUGUGUUUACUUCGGAUUUCUUAUUUGGUUCUUUGACAUAUCCUAUUUCUUAAUCCUGUUAGUUUAUUCUAGUUCUAAAUCCUAUUAGUUUAUCCUAGUUCUAAAUCCUAUUAGUUUAUCCUAGUUCUAAAUCCUAUUAGUUUAUUCUAGUUCUAAAUCCUAUUAGUUUAUCCUAGUUCUAAAUCCUAUUAGUUUAUCCUAGUUCUAAAUCCUAUUAGUUUAUCCUAGUUCUAAAUCCUAUUAGUUUAUCCUAGUUCUAAAUCCUAUUAGUUUAUCCUAGUUCUAAAUCCUAUUAGUUUAUCCUAGUUCUAAAUCCUAUUAGUUUAUUCUAGUUCUAAAUCCUAUUAGUUUAUCCUAGUUCUAAAUCCUAUUAGUUUAUUCUAGUUCUAAAUCCUAUUAGUUUAUUCUAGUUCUAAAUCCUAUUAGUUUAUUCUAGUUCUAAAUCCUAUUAGUUUAUUCUAGUUCUAAAUCCUAUUAGUUUAUUCUAGUUCUAAAUCCUAUUAGUUUAUUCUAGUUCUAAAUCCUAUUAGUUUAUUCUAGUUCUAAAUCCUAUUAGUUUAUUCUAGUUCUAAAUCCUAUUAGUUUAUUCUAGUUCUAAAUCCUAUUAGUUUAUUCUAGUUCUAAAUCCUAUUAGUUUAUUCUAGUUCUAAAUCCUAUUAGUUUAUUCUAGUUCUAAAUCCUAUUAGUUUAUUCUAGUUCUAAAUCCUAUUAGUUUAUUCUAGUUCUAAAUCCUAUUAGUUUAUUCUAGUUCUAAAUCCUAUUAGUUUAUUCUAGUUCUAAAUCCUAUUAGUUUAUUCUAGUUCUAAAUCCUAUUAGUUUAUUCUAGUUCUAAAUCCUAUUAGUUUAUUCUAGUUCUAAAUCCUAUUAGUUUAUUCUAGUUCUAAAUCCUAUUAGUUUAUUCUAGUUCUAAAUCCUAUUAGUUUAUUCUAGUUCUAAAUCCUAUUAGUUUAUUCUAGUUCUAAAUCCUAUUAGUUUAUUCUAGUUCUAAAUCCUAUUAGUUUAUUCUAGUUCUAAAUCCUAUUAGUUUAUUCUAGUUCUAAAUCCUAUUAGUUUAUUCUAGUUCUAAAUCCUAUUAGUUUAUUCUAGUUCUAAAUCCUAUUAGUUUAUUCUAGUUCUAAAUCCUAUUAGUUUAUUCUAGUUCUAAAUCCUAUUAGUUUAUUCUAGUUCUAAAUCCUAUUAGUUUAUUCUAGUUCUAAAUCCUAUUAGUUUAUUCCAGUUCUAAAUCCUAUUAGUUUAUUCUAGUUCUAAAUCCUAUUAGUUUAUUCUAGUUCUAAAUCCUAUUAGUUUAUUCUAGUUCUAAAUCCUAUUAGUUUAUCCUAGUUCUAAAUCCUAUUAGUUUAUUCUAGUUCUAAAUCCUAUUAGUUUAUCCUAGUUCUAAAUCCUAUUAGUUUAUUCUAGUUCUAAAUCCUAUUAGUUUAUUCUAGUUCUAAAUCCUAUUAGUUUAUUCUGUUUCUUAAUGAUAUUAGUUUAUCCUAUUUUUUUAAAUCCCACUUUAUUUUUUACAUUAGCCUAUUACUUUGUCACAUUCUGUGAUGAAAAACAUGAUUACUAUAAGUAAAAACAAGAGUGACACAUUUAACGUGACAUGAUUAGAGUGACCCAUUUAGUGUGACAUUUUCUAUUGUGAUACAGAUCUGGUUACGAUAUCAUUAGAGCUGACAUAUGCUAAAAUCACAACACCCAUUUAGAUAGAACUACUUUGGAAUAAAAGAAACCUAAUCAGAGAUAGCCAAAGCAGAAACAAAUUAUCCACUGCAAAGCUCUGUUUACAAAGCACAAAAGGAUUUUCUGUUCAUUAACUUAUAUAAAAUUAAUUAAUUUAAAAAAUAAGAUUAGUGUGUUUGUAAUUUAUUUCAGCCAAACUGGCAGCCCAGAGACUCAGAGACAACAACAUCACCGCCUUGUCUGUAGGCGUCACUGACGCAAUUAAUCCUUUUGAACUGAACGAGAUUAGCUUGCCUGGCAACGUGUUUCUGGUUGGCGAAUUCUACCUGUUACAAAAUGUCUUAAGCCGGCUGACUAGACAAACAUGCAGAA
This is a messenger RNA of Lymnaea stagnalis (great pond snail), 6640 nucleotides long. The record is from the annotation of a GenBank genome assembly. Lineage: Eukaryota; Metazoa; Mollusca; Gastropoda; Lymnaeidae.